Molecule: messenger RNA, 2163 nt
Organism: Siniperca chuatsi (mandarin fish)
Lineage: Eukaryota; Metazoa; Chordata; Actinopteri; Centrarchiformes; Sinipercidae
Gene: ucn1
Product: urotensin 1
Exons: 2
Coding region: 98-535 (145 amino acids)
Cellular component (GO): extracellular region
Molecular function (GO): hormone activity
Source: RefSeq, a predicted model, not a curated record
AGUCGCCGCUCACAGGGACUUUUCAGACUCGGCUCCGAUCUGCGAUCCCACCGGCCGACUACAAAGUUCAGCUGCAGCAUCUGGAGAGAAUAAAGACAUGAAGCCAGUCCCCCUGCUCCUGCUCCUCUCCUCGUUCCUCCUCUCAUCGCACCUCCGCCCCGCCGCCGGCAGACCGCGCAUCCUCCCCGGGUGGCUUGAUGACAGCGGCCGCCUCCAGACGCAGCAACUGGACGAAGUGCUGCUCAGAGCGGCCGCCGCCGGGGACAGCACCGCCUCAGAUCUAAUGGGCGACAACAUCCUGAGGUUUCUCCAAAGGAGGAACCCGGACCCUCUGCACGUGCUCCCACCAGAGGGGGAGAGCGAGGAUGAGGCAGGGAGGACGGCGGCGCAGCUGUUGAAACGGAGCGAAGAGCCGCCGCUGUCCAUCGACCUGACCUUCCACCUGCUGAGGAAUAUGAUCCAGAUGGCCAAGAUGGAGAGCCAGAAGGAGCAGGCUCAGCUCAACCGCAAAGUCCUCGACGAGGUCGGGAAGUAAAGCUCUAUUUAUUUUAUUUUUUUUAAAUGCCUCAUUAAAACAGCCCAACCGCUGUCUAAGUAUUCAAGACCUCUGACAUUAGUUGUUGUUUGUGCGCCUGCCUUCUCCACAUCAUUUUACGCACAGAUGGUGCCAAUUUACGCGUCACAGCAUCCGCAAGUAAAGUGUAAAUUCUUAAGUGUUAUUUAAAGACUUUUUUUGGGAGGGGGGUCUGAGAAGUCCGUUUCCAUAUUUUCCAACAAAAACACACACACACACCACCAUCCCCUGGCUUCACCCCACCCUCCCCCUCCUCACACACACACACUCCUCAGCACUGGACUUUUGGAAACUGUUGGGUAUCACUGGAUUUCACACUCAAACAUUUGGACACAUUUAAUCCGGACAUGAGCAGCAAUGUAAUUUGUCUCUCUGAACAAAUGUUUUGAUGCUUGAAGUGAAAAUGAGAGAUUACUACUUUACUAAAAUAAAUAAAUCAGUCACAGUGCUGACCUAAAUAUUUCCAAAUGUUGCUCUCCUUUGCUAAAUUACAGCCUGACUUGAUUAAUUCUGGAGCUCUUUCUUGUCAGCAAAUUGGGUGACCUCAGUGUUUAAUGUUUGUAUGGAACAUGUUAAUGAUUCAUGAUAUUUACCCCCUUUAUAGGCUACUUGUUAGCCCCGUGCAGAUAAAUAAGUCUAAUGUAAGGUGCACAAUGGGUGUUUGGCUUGUAAUCACCACACAACUGAAUUGGUGCUGUGCAGAAACUUUCUAAGAUAUUAGAACCAUCUUCAUACACAAUCCUAAAAUGAAUCAAUGUACAGAUGUAAUAACUUACUCUGUGUUACUUAGUGAUGUAUGGUUCAGACAGACAUUUAUCCACAUAAUUUAGUGGUAAAUUAAAACAAAGGUAGACUGACCUCCAGUUUAUGAUCACAAUAAGGUGAACACACACCAAAAAAAGGUUUUUCCUUUUUAAAGUUACUAUUGUCAUAUAACCUCCUUUAGAGGUUUACUCCUUUACAAAGAUGGUGAGCUGUUUUUUCCCCUCUGAUUAGUUCAUGCAAACUACAAUUUCAUACACUACUAAAGGGGUAAUUAAAGCACCAAGGUUCUGUGCUGUAAAAAACAUAGUUCUGGUACUAUACAUAAAUUAAGGAUUCAUUCAACCAGUUAAAGUCAUGACUCGAGCCACAAUUAGCCCCUAAUGAACCUUUAAAAUGACAAAAAGACUACUGUGCAGGAUGUGAAGUCGUGAGGCGGAAAAAUUCUGUGUAUAACUCUCCUCUGUCUUUUUGUUUUUUUAAAUCCACUGGCUGAUCAAACUUAAUGUAAUGGGAGUGAUGGGGUUUGUAUGGAAAUGGAGCUGAAGUGGAAGGAAAGACAAAACACACUUUAGGUUGAUUUGUUUUCCUGUUUGCUCUCACCUUCCUUUCAUCCUCUUUUCUGUCCUUUAGUUUGAGCGGGAGCACUAUCACCUGUACUGUAUCUAUCAACUGUAGCAUGCUAAUCUACAAAAAAAGAAGAAAAAAAGCUUUAUUUUACCGUAAACAUUAAUGUCUGACACUGAUCACAUUCUUUGUUUUAGCAAAAGAAGAAAAAGCGUUUUUGCCAUUUAUAUUUUGUAAUAAAAACGUUUGAAGUAAAAAAA